CGAGGUUCGGGACCGUGUGAAGCAUCAUUCGAUGAUGUCAAGGAGUUUGGACAGGAAGUAGUAGGAGCGAGGUUUUAAGUGGAAGUAAUGAGGUUGGUUUAAUUCCAGAGGUCGGUUACUUGAGAGCUCGGCUGGUUCUCCCCUAGUUGCUCCUUAAGCCAGUCCUCGUCCGCGAUGAGGGAUAGGCAAGGGGAGGGGCAAGGUGAACACCCGAUCGGUUCGUUAGGGACUGGAUUACGGAUUUCGUCCGGAUAGGUGGUCGGAGAUUUCGGAAUCGGAUCAAUAGUCGUUAAGCCCCCCACAGACUGACGAGCAUGUUCGCGAGCAUGCUGGCGUACAUGCUCGCGAACAUGCUCGGCGUUGCCCACACACGACCGGACAUGCUCGCGAACAUGCUCGCCGUCGCCGCUCAGUACUGUUGCUUCUCUACGGUGUGAUAGUCAAGUUUUGCAGUGCGGGUGCGAAAUGGAUGCAAACGCUGUGGUGGCCCUUUGUGGGGGUUUCGUUUGUUUGGAGGAGAAAAAACGCAAGGUACGUAAAAUAUGGUGCAAGAAUUGGCUUAAAAAUAGGAACCAGUUUAGCCACAUGUCACUGUUGCAAGAAUUAGCAUCAAAUGAACCAAAUGAUUAUAAAAAUUACCUGAGGAUGACUGAAGAUUGUUUCGAAGACAUUCUUAGACGUAUUUCUCCAGAUAUUGUGAAACAGAAUAGUAUUUUGAGGGAGCCGAUCAGCUGUAAAGAGCGCCUUGCAGCGACACUUCAGUUUUUAGCAAGUGGCAGAACCUAUGAAAACCUAAAGUUUAGCUGCGCCAUUUCGCCUCAGUCGCUGGGAAAAAUCAUACCAGAAACCUGCACUGCAAUUUAUAAUGCUCUACGUGAGGAAUACCUGCACUUGCCUGAGAAUGAAAGCGACUGGAUGAAUAUUGCUACAGAUUUUAAAAAAUACUGGCAAGUAGAAAACUGCGUGGGGGCUCUUGAUGGAAAGCAUAUUGCCAUCCUUCAACCUCCUGGAAGUGGUUAAAUCGCCGCUAAUGUUAUACAUUCUAAAAUAAACAACAGAUGGGCGUAAUGUAUAUGUUGUAGCCAAGGGUAACCCAAUGCAUUACCUCUUUAAUGGUCCACUGUAAAUAAUUGAAAUGGAAAAUAAUGACGAUGUGCUUUGCUUUUAAUAUGUGUUUAACUAUAAAUAUAUGCACAUUUUACUACAGUUGGUUGUACUUUCUUGGUAAGUAUAUGUUUCAGUUUUUGUUUGUAAAAUUAUUUGAGUCAAAUCUGACAUUGUUAAUAAAAUAAUAAAGUAGUUCAAAUGUUACUUUAUGAAUUUAAUUGCCCUACACUACAACUUAAACUAAACUAAACUACAACUUACGUUUUCGUCCGUCAUCUCAGUGUUAUCUUCUGAAUCUUCGGGCGGGGCAACUAUCUUUUGCAGCGAAGAUAAACCUUUCCUCGCCGUUUCCACAUCUGUUGUAAACAUAAGUAACUCGAAAUACCACAAUGAUGGUUCAUACACUUCGUCAAGUCCCUUCCCUGUGCUUUUCGAGGCAUUUAAUUUUUUUAGUUCUCGUCGAAACGACGCACGCAAAGAGUCAAUUUUCGCUUUGACGAACUUCUCAUCAGCUUUCACAAAUACUUCCUUACAUUUAUCUAUUAACACGUCAAAACUUUCCUUUCGUAAAUGUUUGUUACAAUAAUUUGGACUUUUCACGUCCCACAAACACCGCUGUUCCCUAUACAGUUCUAUAAAUUCAGUCCAAAAUGGUUUGUUAUCGCUGAACGACAUAUUGUCAACUAGACAAAUAAAAAAUCACCAAUACUGCACUAUAACCGCACAAGCUACACUUCGCCACCACUUCCUCAACAAGAACAAUAGCCUACAGCACACUGACCUCUUUCUCCCGCCCUCCGACGCUCCGACUGACAAACAUCAGUGUUGCCAACCGAAAUAACAACAAUUCCCACCAACAAUUCCCACUGACCACAUUACACCGAGACUUCCAGCUGAGGGUGACCGGCGAGCAUGCUCGCGAACAUGUUGGUCGUCACCACAGACGGCCGAGCCCAACAUGCUCGCCGGUUGGAAUGCUCGUCGACCCCACACACGGGCGAGCAUGUUCGCCGCCAACA
This is a messenger RNA of Homalodisca vitripennis (glassy-winged sharpshooter), 2126 nucleotides long. RefSeq lists its product as uncharacterized. The transcript has 2 exons. The coding region runs from base 466 to 1020 and encodes 184 amino acids. The record is from RefSeq and is a predicted model, not a curated record. NCBI's taxonomy places the organism in Eukaryota, Metazoa, Arthropoda, Insecta, Hemiptera, Cicadellidae.